AUGGCGGACUGUUAUCCUCCUCGUGCGCAAUCAAAACGGAGCAACAAGUCUCGUCUUGAAAGUAAGGAACCUGCUCCUUCUGACGCCGAUGACACCAAAAAUCCUCCUUCCACGACAGAUUCUUUGAUUGCUGGAAUGGCAAAUCUCUGGGGAACCGAUAGUUUGACUGACACCUCGCUAAAACUUGCAGACAACGGUAUUAUCCCAGUCCACAAGGUCAUUCUUGAAAACGAGGAAGAAAUCCUCUCACUAAAGGAAGACAACCCACAUGCCAUGAUUGCAAUGAUGAAGUUCUUCUACCAAAAGGAAUAUUUCCCUCCCAGGGACGAUUCUUUAACUCCGCUCCGAUUCCUUGCUACAGUUUAUCAAGUCGCAGAUAAAUACCUCGUGCCACAACUGAAGGAGCAUUCCAUAGAAAAAUUCAGAUACGUGCUAAAAAAGGACUGGAAUUUCAAUGACCCUGACAACUUCGACGAUUUCCUGAGUGCCACGGCGCUUAUUUACGAGAGCACACCGCAGAGUGAUCGCGGGCUGCGGGAUCUGGUAGUUGACAAGGCUUUGGAAUGUCUUAGUAAUUUUGGGGAAAGGAAGGGCUUCCAGGAGCUUCUGCAUAAUACCAUGUGCAAUCUCAGCGCCGAGGAGUUGAAUGCGACGUACUCGUCCCUGUCCUCCAGUUCACCGUCUGCGAGCAGCUACACGUUCAACCCCACAAAAUCGGGUUCUCAGACAACUUCUUCCCCUUCGACGACCAGCGCGACAACAACUACCGAGAACCCUGCUUCUACUUCAAGUGGCCAAAGCAGAGAAACCAUAGUCGUUGGCAGUGGUUCACAUUCACCCUCCACCUCCUUGCCAGGUGGUGCCAUUGGGGGAAUCGUUGCAGGCGUGAUAGUUGCCCUGAUAAUAGCACUUGGAGCCUUGUAUUUUUUCCUGAAGCGCAACCGCUCACAGCCAAAUCCUGCGGUAGGCGCUUACCCUCCAGGGCCGACAUACACCGCGCCGCCUCCAGAUAGAAUACUUGCAGCUGAGGGCAAAUCGGCCAGUUCUGAAAUCGCCCCUUCAAAACCCAUAUAUAAGACAGGGUAUACGAAGCAUGCCUAUGAGGCGGAUACGAGGCAGACCUAUGAGGCAGAUGGUAAUGUGGUAACACAGGUGCAUGAGGCUGGUGGAUUGAAUCGGCAUGAAUUAGCAGGACGUUGA
Penicillium manginii is the source of this 1200-nucleotide messenger RNA. Its product is annotated as BTB/POZ domain-containing protein. The transcript has 4 exons. Bases 1 to 1200 code for a protein of 399 amino acids. The record is from RefSeq and is a predicted model, not a curated record. Lineage: Eukaryota; Fungi; Ascomycota; Eurotiomycetes; Eurotiales; Aspergillaceae.